AUGAACGAGCACAAACAAGAUGCUUGUCAAAGCAUAAUUAGGCCAUACAAUGAAAGAAAGUCAACAAAUGGAUAUUUAGAAAGUGCUGUGGAUAGUGAAUUGUUAUUAACUGUUCCUUUUACUGUUUCAGUCAAUAUUAAAUCUUUUCAAAUCAUCGGUGGAGAUCCCAUAACUUGUCCUUCUAAGGUGAAAAUUUUCAAGAAUAAUGAAUUGUUGGAUAUUGAUACUGCUUCACAAAAGAAAGCAGACCAAGAGCUUGAUCUCACAUACGAUGGGGAUGGAACAUAUGACUUUUUGCUGAAAACAAGCAAGUUUGCAAAUGUUCAGUCUUUGACGCUAUUUUUCCCUUCAAAUUUUGGUGGUGAUAACACAAGAAUUACCUAUAUUGGUUUCAAAGGAGAAUAUUCUGACUAUAAGAGACGUGCUGUUCAGGCCAUAUAUGAAGCAGCUCCUCAAAUGAAAGAUCACAAAGUAGAUGCCUUGGAGGAUCAGUGGGCUAACGCAAAGAAAUUAGGAAUGUAA
Molecule: messenger RNA, 522 nt
Organism: Naegleria lovaniensis
Lineage: Eukaryota; Heterolobosea; Eutetramitea; Acrasida; Naegleriidae
Exons: 1
Coding region: 1-522 (173 amino acids)
Source: RefSeq, a predicted model, not a curated record